AUGAUGAACUACAAUCUGAGUAACAUUUGCGGCUGUGUAUAUACAGGUGGAAAAAUUCAAUUCAGUGAAGAUGGGAAUUCAUUGUUUGUACCUGUAAGCAAUAGAGUAAAUGUUUAUGAUCUGAACGACAAUAAAUGUAAUACACUUAAAUCUGAAAAUAAAAAUGAUUUAAGACACAUUGUGAUACAUCCAAAUAUGGAAAUAGCUAUAACUAUCGAUAAAUUUGAAUAUGGAUGUAUAAUAAAUUUGUUAAAAGAUCAGAUAAUUUCUAGAAUUCUAUUUAAAUCAAAAACUGGUAUUAUUACUUCAUUUAACUACAACAAUAUUUUUACACCUCAAGAAGAACAAGAUUCAGUAAAUUGUGCACUAUUUACACACAAUGGCAAGUAUUUCUUAAUUGGUAUAGGUAGGAGAGUUAUCAUAUGGAAGAGUCCAAAUAAAAACAAUAAUUACAAGUUAGUUAAAUAUAACGAUAUAUGUUAUCAUUCCUUAAAUGUUACCUCGAUUGACGUGUCAGAAGACGAUCAGUUUUUCAUAUCCACAUCUUAUGAUCUAACCAUUAGGAUCCACACCAUUGAGAGAAGGAGAAAAACACGACCCACCAUUUUGACAGGAAACAAGACUACCAUAGUCGCUGCUUAUUUUUCCAAAGGUGGCCAUUUUAUUUUUAGUGUCAAUAAGUCUGGGUUGAUUCUGCUUUGGUCUUACGAGACCACAGGGGAAGCGGUUGCACAUCAGGCCGAUCGGGUCGAUAACGUCGAUCAUGCUAAUCACUCAGAUGCAGCUGAUCAUGCUAAUCAUGCCAAUCACUUAGAUGCAGCUGAUCAUGCUAAUCAUGACAACCACUCCGAUGCUGCAGAUCAUGCUGAUCAUGCUGAUCGCACGGGUCGUGUGCGUCCGGCGCGAAGGAGGAAAGCUUACGAAAAAAGAUGGUGGCAGAAAAAGGUGUACUUUUGCAACCAGGAGAAAAACGAAGAGGUCACGAGUGUGUGCUUUAACAGAGAACAGAACAUGACAGUAAUAGCUUAUUCAAGUGGACGGUUUGGAAUUUAUAAAAUGCCUGAGAUGGUGUCUCUGUACACAAUCAGCGUAAGCACAAACAGUAUCGAUGAUAUUGCAAUAAGUAACGAUGGUGAGUGGAUUGCACUAGCUGAAUCGAGCAAUGGUACAGUAAUAGUAUGGGAAUGGAAGAGUGAAAGUUACAUAAUGAAACAAAGUACAACAAGUAGGAAUAUAAAAUGUGUAAAAUUUUCUCCUAUUAUUAGUCAUCUAAGAAUUGGUAGUCAUAUUGUGGAGAAUGCAAAUACAUAUCAUGAAAGUGAAAAUUUCACGAGCAAAUUUGUAAUUGUUACAGGAAAUGAAGAUGGGACAAUUAAAUUGUAUGAUUAUAUUUCUUUUAUGAAUUUUGUUACUUUUACAGCUCAUACAGAUAGCGUUACUGAUGUUUGUUUUUUACCACAAGGGAAUGCUUUCAUAUCAUGUUCUUUGGAUGGUACAAUUAGGGCUUUCGAUUUGUUAAGGUAUCGUAAUUUUAAGGUAUACACAGCGGAUUAUAUGUCCGAUGAAAAUGGAGAGACAAAUAAUAGAUCUGCUCUAUCAUCCAAAUUUGAUGACGAUGAUGAUGAUUAUAGCAACAAUGGCGCUUUACUAAACCAAGAUGAGGAGAAAAAAAAAAAAAAAAAAAAAAAAAAAAUUCUGAACGGUUCAGAAAAAUACGAAAAAAGAAUAAACGUUCAGUUUUUAUGUGUAAGUGUGAACUUAAGUGGAAACAUUGUUGCAGCUGGAGGGAGAGGAAAUGAAUACAUCGUUUACAUAUGGAAUAUACAAACAGGAAAAUGUAUAGACAAAUUAUAUGGGCAUAAUUCUCCAAUAAUUAAAGUAUGCUUUAGUACUAGCGUAAAGAAUGAAGGAAUAAUAGCUAGCUGUUCAUGGAGCAAUAAAGUUCUCCUAUGGGAUCUAUAUGCAAGAAGAAACAAGGGAAGUAAAUUUGAUGAAAUAGUUAAUUCUCAUGACAUCUCAUACAUGUGUUUUGAUCCAAGAGGAAAUGACAUAUUAGCUAUAUGCACACUGAAUUGUAAAAUUAUAUUUUGGGAUGUACAAGUACAAGAAAUUGUAGGAACUAUAGAAGGUAUUAGAGAUAUCAAGAGAGGACAAUUUAUAGGGGAACAAUUUUCAGCUAUUCCAAAGAUGAACAAAAAGAGGAAAAAAAUUAAUAACUUAAAGAAUGGAAAUGAUAAGGAUGACGAAUUUGUUAAUCCAGAUGAAUUGGAAGAUGAAGGAAUUAAUACUACUGUAAAUCAGAAUUCGCACUUCACAAGUAUAGAUUAUGUACAAAAUGGAAAUUACAUAAUUGGGUGUGCAAAUUGUAGUGUAUCUAUGUAUAUAUAUGAUACCAAUUUGUAUGUGUUAAUACAAAUUAUCGAUUUGACAACUAAUUUUUCCAUAGAUGGUAUAAAAAGAGAAAUUUCUAAAAGAUAUUUAACUGAACAGGGUACAAAUAUUUAUGAAUUUGAUUUGAGUGAUGAGGAUGGAAAUGUACAAAUGGACAAGUACAGAAUUCAGAAUAGGAAAAAAAAAAAUAAUAUGCUACCUGGUAGUAUAGAUGAACAUUACAUUAUGAACAAAUUUAAAAAGUAUAAAUUUAUACUGAACAGUAUAAGUAUUUCUGGUGAUGAUAGACACGUGGCAGUUGCGUGCAGUGUAGGUUUAUAUGUUUUUACAAAAGAUUAUCAAUUUCAGUAUGUUGUACCGACAUUUUUGAGGGGUGCAAUAGGAGAAGGGAAGAAGACCAAAAAUGGAUAUAAAGGACUAAUUAUGCCACUUCUAUAUGAACCCCAGUUUUUAACAGAACAUGUAACUUUACGCAAUUUAAAGCUAGCUAUAAAAAAAAACGAAUAUAUGAAAGCAUUCAUUUUAUGUUUAGCUUUGAACAAUUAUGAACACAUGAUAGAAGUGUAUGAGAAAACUCCUUAUAAUAUCAUCCCCCUAUGUGUAAAGAUGUUGUCCAAACCUUUCGUUUUUCUGCUAAUUAAUUUUAUAAAAGUAUUGCUUCUCAAUGAUACGCUUAAGCAUAUCCACUUGCAUCUACUUUAUUUGAAUUCUAUUUUUACAAGCCAUUUUAGCCUUUUUUUGAACGCCAAUUUUUUUGUUCAUUCGGAUAAUUCCACUGGAGGAGGAGCAGAAGGGGGUCCCAAGGGAGAUGAUGCCAAUAAGAACAUCUUGAAGAGAAGAACAUAUUCAGCUCAUUCCUCGGACGAAUACAGGAAUGCCCUUUUACUUAUCUUGAAGCAGGUGUUCACAGUGUACAAUGGAUUGCAGCACUUGUAUAGCAACAACACCCAUGUGCUUCGCUACCUCUCUGCGGGUUAG
Messenger RNA from Plasmodium gonderi, 3369 nucleotides. RefSeq lists its product as hypothetical. Gene Ontology annotation, cellular component: small-subunit processome; Pwp2p-containing subcomplex of 90S preribosome. The record is from RefSeq and is a predicted model, not a curated record. Gene Ontology annotation, molecular function: protein binding. Gene Ontology annotation, biological process: maturation of SSU-rRNA from tricistronic rRNA transcript (SSU-rRNA, 5.8S rRNA, LSU-rRNA); ribosomal small subunit assembly. The transcript has a single exon. Lineage: Eukaryota; Apicomplexa; Aconoidasida; Haemosporida; Plasmodiidae. The coding region runs from base 1 to 3369 and encodes 1122 amino acids.